AUGAGCAAAAUGAGUGAUGACUUUGUCGAUCAGCAUGCCACGUAUCAAAUGGAUCCGAUGGAAGAUGCGAAUGUAACCGAAAGAUUGGAGGGACAAAGUGGAAAAAUUUCCAAUGCAUUCAAUGACAUGAAAACUGAUAUAUCUGGUGAAAAAGAGCUUCAACGUAAGGAGGGAAUGUGCGUGAAGACUGGAAUCUGUGGAGGAUGUUGUCAAAAAGACAGAUGCACCUGCAUUCAACCAGAGAGCCGGAGAAGAAAUUCGGAUGUUCGGAACAAGGAGAUGUGA
This is a messenger RNA of Caenorhabditis briggsae, 285 nucleotides long. The record is from RefSeq and is a predicted model, not a curated record. Bases 1 to 285 code for a protein of 94 amino acids. Lineage: Eukaryota; Metazoa; Nematoda; Chromadorea; Rhabditida; Rhabditidae. The transcript has a single exon.